Messenger RNA from Erpetoichthys calabaricus (reedfish), 8239 nucleotides. RefSeq lists its product as uncharacterized. Lineage: Eukaryota; Metazoa; Chordata; Cladistia; Polypteriformes; Polypteridae. Bases 457 to 6366 code for a protein of 1969 amino acids. The record is from RefSeq and is a predicted model, not a curated record. The transcript has 9 exons.
UUUUGUUUUAUUUUUUUAAUGUUUUUUUUCAUUAAGCACAUGCGGUGUGUAUCACUACCUGGUUCCCGUUGCGGUCUCGAUCUGCGUGCGCUUGCGUAUUGAAAGGCUACGCCAUCACACACUUUACGGUGCUGCCCAAUCUGUUUAACGCAUGCGUGAACACUUUACGGCAUGUUAGGCUUUCAAUACGUCUGCGCUUGCAAGGCACGCAGAUCGGGUAAUGACAAGGUAGCUGUACCAUCAGCAAGAUUAAGUAUAGGACCGAAAAAGAAUAAAAAAAACUAGUGCCACUGCACAAUUUUGCGUCUAAUUUCUUUUUACGACAACCGUGAGUUAUUUUUUAUUGAAUUCGAUGUGACGCGUAUUUCAUCCUAGCAGCACUGGUGAGCCUCCAGCAAACUUUGGAUAUUUGAAUCGGUCGAGUAUUCCAUAAACGGGGAGUUCGUGACUUUUGACAUGGAGCGCAGACUUUCCUGCAGCAUCUUACAAGAGCACUUCGCUUCUUUAAAAGCGUCACUGGAUGCUGCAUUAUUAACCUUCACGAAUUCUGUAGACAGCAGAUUUGCAGACAUUCUGUUGGAAAUGUCCGGAAAGGACAUGGAAAUCGCAAGUCUGAAGCUUCAGUUGCACGUGUCCAGGAGUGAAGUGAAGUCCAUGCGGAAAAACCGGCGCACCGCUGACUUUAACUUCGCGAGGUCCGUAACAGGCGGACAAACAGCAGGCGGUAAGGCGACGAAUUCAAUGCACGGCUUGGUUCGGCCCGUAGAGUCAGACGACAUCCAAUGCGGACUACCAGCUACAGCCGGCUGUCCCUCACUUCCUAAAAGCUACCGGGAUUUACCGCAGUCGAUGCCUGGAUGGAGUGCUUCUGUGACCAACUGUGGCACGGCAAUUGUGGUUAUAGAGAAAUCUAUGCUUCCAGAAAUUGUGCCAGUGGAAGUUCAGAAUUGUAACCAGGACUUAGAUGCAACUCUCCAGAAACCUCCAAACCUUUCUCCUUCUUCUGAAGAUAUUUCUAAACAGAUAUUCAGCGAUAGUGAAGGAGAGGACGUGAAAGUGAACGAUUCUCGUUUCUUAAGGACCAGCAGUGAACCGAUUGUAUAUCACGUUAAGGAAGAGAUCCAGGUUUGUGGAUCUGUCCCAGUUAAAGAGGAGCAGCAAUCUGAGAUGGAGAACCAUCUGCAUGUUCAAACAGAAACACCUUCUGUAGAGUCUCCUGACCAGAGUCACUUGGCUAUUGACAGACCUGGUGAAAUUGAGAUGGAGGGCAGUAAUUUCACAGUCCAGGAGGAGUGCAGUCAAGAAGAGAUGCACAUGUAUGAGGAGGACUGUAUUCCACAUUGUGACAGUCAUCACAACCUGGGCACUGGAUCUAGUGAGAGUUUCACACAGAACACCCAUUUGCCAGAACAGCAGAUACUCCAUGCAGGAGGAAAGCGUUUUAUUUGUUCAGAAUGUGGGAGGGCCUUCGGUUAUUUAAUACAUUUAAGGUCACAUCAAAGGACACACACGGGGGUGAAAGCGUACAACUGCACGCAAUGUGGAAAGACCUUCAGGCGUUUAGCGUAUUUUAAAAAUCAUGAAAGAACUCACACUGGGGAGAAACCAUAUAGGUGUGUUCAGUGCGGAAAGUCUUUCAAACAGUCAUCCCACCUUAAAAGUCACCAGAGGAUUCACACUGGAGAGAAACCUUACUGCUGCCCUGAGUGCGGCAAGACUUUCAGUCGAUCGGGUGCCCUCAAAACACACAGAAAGAUUCACACCGGCGAGAGGCCCUACCCGUGCAUUGUGUGUGGGAAGAGCUUCAACCAGUCAGCCCACCUCAAAUCCCAUCUGAGAAUUCAUGGGCGAGGAAAACACAUCAUUGACGUGCACAGUGGUCUUUAUUACUGCAAAAUUGGUGACAAAACGAGGGCCGUGCAGUUCAUCCAGAGAAGAUUUGCAGACAUUCUGUUGGAAAUGUCCGGAAAGGAAAUGGAAAUCGAAAGUCUGAAGCUUCAGCUGCACGUGUCCAGGAGUGAAGUGAAGUCCAUGCUGAAAAACCAGCGCUCCGCUGACUUUAACUUCGCGAGGUCCGUAACAGGCGGACAAACAGCGGGCGGUAAGGCGACGAAUUCACGGCACGGCUUGAUUCGGCCCGUAGAGUCAGACGACAUCCAAUGCGGACUACCAGCUACCGCCGUCAGUCCCUCACUUCCUAAAAACUACCGGGAUUUACCGCAGUCGAUGCCUGGAUGGAGUGCUUCUGUGACCAACUGUGGCACGGCAAUUGUGGUUAUAGAGAAAUCUGUGCUUCCAGAAAUUGGGCCAGUGGAAGUUCAGAAUUGUAACCAGGACUUAGAUGCAACUCUCCAGAAACCUCCAAACCUUUCUCCUUCUUCUGAAGAUAUUUCUAAACAGAUAUUCAGCAAUACUGAAGGAGAGGACGUGAAAGUGAACGAUUCUCGUUUCUUAAGGACCAGCAGUGAACCGAUCGUAUAUCACGUUAAGGAAGAGAUCCAGGUUUGUGGAUCUGUCCCAGUUAAAGAGGAGCAGCAAUCUGAGAUGGAGAACCAUCUGCAUGUUAAAACAGAAACGCCUUCUGUAGAGUCUCCUGACCAGAGUCACUUGGCUAUUGACAAACCUGGUGAAAUUGAGAUGGAGGGCAGUAAUUUCACAGUCCAGGAGGAGUGCAGUCAGGAAGAGAUGCACAUGUAUGAGGAGGACUGUAUUCCACAUUGUGACAGUCAUCACAACCUGGGCACUGGAUCUAGUGAGAGUUUCACACAGAACACCCAUUUGCCAGAACAGCAGAUACUCCAUGCAGGAGGAAAGCGUUUUAUUUGUUCAGAAUGUGGGAGGGCCUUCGGUUAUUUAAUACAUUUAAGGUCACAUCAAAGGACACACACGGGGGUGAAAGCGUACAACUGCACGCAAUGUGGAAUGACCUUCAGGCGUUUAGCGUAUUUUAAAAAGCAUGAAAGAACUCACACUGGGGAGAAACCAUAUAGUUGUGUUCAGUGCGGAAAGUCUUUCAAACAGUCAUCCCACCUUAAAAGUCACCAGAGGAUUCACACUGGAGAGAAACCUUACUGCUGCCCUGAGUGCGGCAAGACUUUCAGUCGAUCGGGUGACCUCCAAAAACACAGACAGAUUCACACCGGCGAGAGGCCCUACCCGUGCACUGUGUGUGGGAAGAGCUUCAACCAGUCAACCCACCUCAAAUCCCAUCUGAGAAUUCAUGGGAGAGGAAAACACAUCGUUGACGUGCACAGUGGUCUUUAUUACUGCAAAAUUGGUGACAAAAAAACUGGGGUUCACGGCUUUGACAUGGAGCGCAGGCUCUCUUGCAGCGUUUUUCAGGAGCACUUUGCCUCUUUAAAGGCGGCUCUGGAUACCGUACUACUAAACUUCACGAAUUCUGUGGACAGCCGGUUUGCAGACUUUCUAUUGGAAAUGUCAGAAAAAGAAAAGGAAAUCGAAAGUCUGAAGCUUCAGCUGCACCUGUCCAGAAGUGAAGUGAGGUCCAUGCGGAAAUACCUGCGCACCGCCGACGUUAACUUCACGAGGUCCACGACAGGCGGGCAAACAGCGAGCGGUAAGGCGCAGCAAUUCAGCGCGGUCCAGAAGGAGAAGACGGCGAGUACACGGCCCGACUCGAGAGCGGUUCGAGUGCCCGGGGCGGACUGUGGCCAACGGGGCUCAGCGGUUACUUCUAGCUGUCGAUCACUUAUCGCUGAUGUGUCAUCUCCUCGAAUAACGGCACCGGUCCAGACCGAGCACACGGAGCUGAAACAAGCAACCAGAGCGUACCGACAUUUACCGCAGGCGGUGCACAGCUGGAGAUGCCGGGAGAGCGCGGGCAUGAGCGACUGUGCCACGGCAGGGUUCGAUAUAAAGAAAGCUACACUGCCAGUCGCCAGAGAAAUUAUGACUAUGGAAAAGCAGCCUUUUAACAAGGACCUUCAUGCGACACUCCAGAACCUACCAAAUCCGUCCUCUUGUGAAGGCCUCCCUGAGCAGAGCUUCGGCCACAAUGUAGAGAAGGAGUUGAAAGCAAGCGAUUCUCACUUCCUGGGGGCCUGCAGUGAGCAGAGCUCAUAUAAUUUUAAAGAAGAAAACCAGGUUUGUGGAUCUGCUCAGGUUAAAGAGGAGCUCUCUGAGAUGGAGGAGUAUAUGCACGUUCAGCUGGAUGCACCUUCUGUAGAGUCUGCUGCCCAGAGUCACUUGGCUAUUGACGGUCCUGAAGAAGUUCGAAUGGAGAGCAGUAAUUUCACAGUGCAGGAGCAGCACAGUCAAGUAGAGGUGCAUAUGUAUAAGGAGCAAGUGGACGAGAACUAUAUCCCACGUUGGGUAAUUCAUCAUCAACACAACCGGCACACUGAGUCUGCCAAACAUUUCGCACAAAACACCAGUCUGCAGGAACACUUGACGCAGCACUCGGGAGAGAAGCGCUUCAGUUGUACCCAGUGUGGGAAGAGCUUCAAUUAUUUAAUAAACCUGAAGUCUCACCAGAGGAUUCACACCGGAGAGAAGCCAUACAGUUGUGCGCAAUGUGGAAAGGCCUUCAGUCAUUUAACUAACCUUAAAAUCCAUGAGCGGAUUCACACCGGAGAGAAGCCAUACAGGUGCGCUCAGUGUGGAAAGUCCUUCAACCAGUCAACCCACCUUAAAAUCCACCAGAGGAUUCACACUGGGGAAAAACCUUACAGCUGUCCUGAAUGCGGCAAGACUUUCAAUCAGUCGGGACCCCUCAAAAUACACAGAAGUAUUCACACGGGGAAAAAGCCGUACCCGUGUUCUGUGUGCGGGAAGAGCUUCAACCAGUCAGCCCUCCUCAAAUCUCAUCUGAAAAUCCAUGAAAGAGCAAAACCACAAUCACCGACUGAUUCCCUUCGGAGCCCCUCAAAUCCAUCGUCAGCGUUUAAGACAGAGAACACGCCAGUAAACUGCGCGACUAUCGUCCUUGGCAUGGAGUCCAGGUUCUCCUGCAGCCUUUUUGAAGAGCAUUUUGCAUCUUUAAAAGCGGCACUGGACUCCGCAUUAUUAAACUUCACACAUUCCGUGGACAACAGAUUUGCAGGCUUUUUGUUAGAAAUGUCCGAAAAGGAGAAGGAAAUUGAAAGUCUGAAGCUUCAGUUGCACCUGUCCAGGAGUGAAGUGAGGUCUAUGCGGAAAUAUUUGCGUACUUCGGACUGUAAUGUGUCAAGUUUAAGUGCGACUGGGAAGACACAGGCUCGGCCACAAGGAUCACGCGCUGUCCGUGAUGGCGGACCGGCUGCCACCAGCGAAACUUCCCACUCCCCGCGCUGCCGUCUAGUUGGCGCUGCUGAAGAGACGGCACACGCCGAGCAAACGCGAUCGAAAGGCGUACCCAGAGGUCAUAAGGAUAUACCGCAGACAGUGCGGGAGUGGAGCCAAGAAGACACCGCGUGCGUGAGCGACAGUGGCAGCAGCGGGCUGGAACUGAAAGAUGAUAGUCCUCCAAAUGAUAAACAAAAAGAGCAACGAGAGGAAGAGCAACCUUUUCACCGGAAUUUACAUGGAACUUUCCAGAACACUUCAAAUACCUUCUCUUGUGAAGUGGACUCUGAACAAAGCUUCAAGCACAGUGAAACGGACAGUUCUCACGUUUCAGGGACUUACAGGAAGCAGAGCUUGUAUCCUGUUAAGGAAGAGGUCCAGGUUUUCGGAUCUCCCCCCGUUAAAGAGGAGCUCUCUGAGACUGAGAACUAUUUUCGCGUACUAGUGGGAGCACCUAAUGUAGAGCGUGCUUCAUUUAGUAACAGUUCUGAAGAGGUUCAAAUGGAGAGCAGUAAUUUCACAGUCCAGGAGCAGUCAGAGGAUAGUUAUAUACCACAAUGGGUUAUUCAUCAUCAACAUAACCAAAGCACUGAUUCCGGUAAGAGUUUCACACACCACAUCAGUUUGAUGGAACAUCACACGGGAGAGAAGCGCUUCAGUUGUUCCCAAUGCGGGAAGACCUUCAAUUAUUUAAUAAACUUGAAGUCACAUCAACGGAUACACACAGGAGAGAAACCAUACUGUUGCAUGCAGUGCGGAAAAGCCUUCAGUCAGUUAACUAACCUUAAAAUUCAUGAGAGGAUUCACACUGGGGAGAAGCCAUAUGAGUGCACAGAGUGUGGAAAAACCUUCAACCAGUCAUCCCACCUUAAAAUCCACCAAAGGAUUCACACUGGAGAAAAGCCUUACUGCUGUGCUGAAUGUGGAAAGACUUUUAAUCAGUCAGGACCCCUUAGAAUACACCAAAGGAUUCACACUGGGGAGAAGCCUUACCAGUGUUAUGUGUGUGGAAAGAGCUUCAACCGAUCUGCCCUCCUCAAAUCCCAUCUGAAAAUUCAUGCAAGGGGAAAACCACGUCCUUGAUGUGUGUGAUGGUGUUUAUGACUUGUAGGAAAUUUAUUAAUAAGCUGUGUUUUAAGGUCAUUCAUUAACCUUGGGCAGUCCUAUCAAUUCUGUUUGCAUUUUUUUCAUGUGGAAAACGGUUUCUGAAAUGCACAGAUCAAAGUUGUUAUGUGACAAGGAUAAUAUGAUUAAUUAAAAAGAACUCCUGUGUGUUAGGAAGUCCAAAUGAUUUUAUGAAUUGUCAUAUUGACAGGGUUUUAAAACAGUUAAUCAAUGAUAUAAAUUUCAGUUCAGUCAAUAAAGUGUAUGUAAGGAUGAUAAAGCAGAAAGCAGUGGAGUGAGUUUUUCACUUCACCAUUUUAUCCACUUGUUCCAUCUGCUGCCUUCCAACACACAUGAACUGCCUGGUGGCAAACAAGAAAAGCAGUGUAACUGUGGACACGACAUGCAGGUGCUGUUUUGAGAAGAUUAGAGUCAGCAUUUGGGUGGAUGUUUAACCCCUUUUACAUUCCACAGACAGAUUACAUUUCUAUAGAGGAGUCCGCAUUUGGGUGGAUGGUUAACCCCUUUUACAUUCCACAGACAGAUUGCAUUUCUAUAAGAGGAGUCAGCAUUUGGGUGGAUGUUUAACCCCUUUAACAUUCCACAGAUUACAUUUCUAUAGAGGAGUCCGCAUUUGAGUGGAUGGUUAACCCCUUUUACAUUCCACAGACAGAUUACAUUUUUAUAUAGAGGAGUCCGCAUUUGGGUGGAUGGUUAACCCCUUUAACAUUCCACAGACAGAUUAAAUUUCUAUAGAGGAGUCAGCAUUUGGGUGGAUGGUUAACCCCUUUUACAUUCCACAGACAGAUUACAUUUCUAUAGAGGAGUCAGCAUUUGGGUGGAUGUUUAACCCCUUUAACAUUCCACAGAUUACAUUUCUAUAGAGGAGUCAGCAUUUGGGUGGAUGGUUAACCCCUUUUACAUUCCACAGACAGAUUACAUUUCUAUAGAGGAGUCAGCAUUUGGGUGGAUGGUUAACCCCUUUUACAUUCCACAGACAGAUUAAAUUUCUAUAGAGGAGUCAGCAUUUGGGUGGAUGGUUAACCCCUUUUACAUUCCACAGACAGAUUACAUUUCUAUAGAGGAGUCAGCAUUUGGGUGGAUGUUUAACCCCUUUAACAUUCCACAGAUUACAUUUCUAUAGAGGAGUCAGCAUUUGGGUGGAUAUUUAACCCCUUUAACAUUCCACAGACCAUUUAAAUUUAAUUUGAUACCAUUAAAAUAUUAUUGAUUUGUCGGUAAAUUGGUAAUAUCUGUGGUGGUACUUAUGUUUUCUUCUUUAAUAGUGGAGAAAUGGAGCCCUGAAGUAUGUAAGCGUCUCACUUAAAAUAGAUCAGUGAAGAAAAAAGAUCCAUAGUAGACCGUUUUUUUUCUUCUUCUCUAAACACAUGUAACAGAAGAUUAAAAUAAUAUCACCUAAAAAUAAGAAAGAGAUGAGAAUACAAGCCCCUUUUUUGCAAUACAAUUGUGUAACCCAGGUUCUGAAAAGGAGUGUGGAGCUUACACCAAAUAAGUCUAAGCAGCAAAGAUAUUAAGAUUAUUAGAAACCUAUAUUGGCAGAAAAAAUCAACAGUCAAAGUGGAGAAUCACAAAACAAGUGAAAUACAAAAUAAGUGGUAUUUGGCAAGAAUAUGUUUUGCCACCAUAUACAGUAUAUAUAAUUGUAGGGAGUACAGAUUUUUUUCCUUUGAAAUGUAGUGAGUUGAAGUAAAACGUUUCAAACAAAUAAAAUAUUUAAAGAUACAGAUAGCCUACAUGAAAAUUCCACUUGUGAACAGUAAUUAAGUUGUUUUACUCCAUUACUUCCCGCCUCUGAUCCAUUGUAACAUCGUUAAUAAAUACUUUACCUUUA